AUGUCAUUUGCGCAGAAGUCAGAGAAGAAAUGGACGGAGGAGGAAGACGACAUCCUCAGAGCUGCCGUAGCAGAGUACGGUAGUAAGCUUUACACUUGUGCUCACUCAAUCGCCCCAGGUCGCUCAAAUAAGAGCUGCCGCAAGCGCUGGAUCCACUCGCUCGACCCAUCCUUGCGCAAGGGCCGCUGGACGUCCAACGAAGACGCGGUCCUCCUCGACGCUGUCUCGCAGCACGGCCAGAACUGGUCAAAGGUUGCGCGGCACGUCGAGGGCCGUACGGACGACCAGUGCGCCAAGCGCUGGCGCGAGAACCUCGACCCGGCCAUCUCGCGUGAGCCGUGGACGCAGGAGGAGGAUAAGAUACUCCUGGAAGCGCUGCGGGUGCACGGACAAAAGUGGAACACUAUCAGCACGUUGCUGCCGGGGCGUGCGUCGGUGCACUGUCGGAAUCGGUAUAGUCGACUGAGGAGGGCGAGGGAUACGCAAGCACCGGGGGAGUCGAGGACGUCGUCGCCUGGCGAGGGUGAUGUCGAGCAGGCGUCUUCGUCUUCUUACCCCACUCCGGUGCGUUGGCUUCGGUAUUCGGUUGAUAGAGUUUGGAUUAACGUUGUCGUUUCCACAUUCGUAGCCCGAUAA
This is a messenger RNA of Gloeophyllum trabeum ATCC 11539, 636 nucleotides long. RefSeq lists its product as uncharacterized. The record is from RefSeq and is a predicted model, not a curated record. The coding region runs from base 1 to 636 and encodes 211 amino acids. NCBI's taxonomy places the organism in Eukaryota, Fungi, Basidiomycota, Agaricomycetes, Gloeophyllales, Gloeophyllaceae. The transcript is spliced from 2 exons.